Messenger RNA from Schistosoma guineensis, 3043 nucleotides. NCBI's taxonomy places the organism in Eukaryota, Metazoa, Platyhelminthes, Trematoda, Strigeidida, Schistosomatidae. The record is from the annotation of a GenBank genome assembly.
GUUAUACUGCAGCGGGGUUUUAAACACGUGGUAGUGUAACAUGUUUGAAAACUUACAAUACCAACUUGUUCCGAUAAUCAGGUUAUACUAACCUCGCUUUCGUGUUCCUUCUGAUUACUGUCAGUUGCUUUUGGUCAUAUAUGCAAAUACACUCUAUGUGCCAAAUGAGUCAUCGGCUCACUUAUCCUUCUAUUCCAGAUAUUCUCACUGCUACUAACGUUCAUCUAACACACAAGGUACCUUCAGGCUAGAAGCAAACCUUCCAAAGGCUGAGCUUUACAUUGUUGUGGUGCGUUAGUCGGUUUGUUUCUGGUUUCGAUGUCACGGCUGUCUAAAUCCAAAGCUUGUGUCAGUGCUAUUUGUUGUGCAUUCUUUCCUUAAUAACUGUAAGUGUAUUAUGUAUGCUUGCUCGGCCGUCGAUCCACUUUUACUUCUUUUUUCCUCCCAGCUGUCGCCAUGUUAUUCUACAUGCUCUCCGGUACACAAAGUAUCUUCUAGCUAGGUGCGAAUCGCUAAAAGUAGGGCUGAUGUUAGCUUUGAGUCCUAAUUCUUAUGUCAACAUUACUGGCUGUGAUUAUCGAACUUUCGUAAUAGUGCGAUUUUGUUUUCUUUAGUUUUCGGUAGUUUUGGUUAUUAAAUGUAAGUGGAUUCUAUGUUUACUGGGUCAUCGACUCACUUUUUCUUUUGCUCUCUUUUCCAGCUUUCGUCACGCACUCCACUUUGCACGCUCCCCUAGCACUCCGAGCAUCUUCAAUUUUGACGCGAAACGCUAAAUAUUACGUCAACUUUAGAAAUGACACUUCCUUAUGGAAUCCAAUCUACCGCUUUGCUAAAUACUUCAUAUAUUGGAAACACAUCGAAGCAUGUGUCAGAAGAAUUCUUGUUUUUAGAAUCCAAGUGGGCUCAAGUAUUUACGGGAUUAGUUGCUUUUACUGCAAUUGUCAUUACCUGCCACCAAAUUUAUUUGCAUCUAAUUAAUUAUACUUGCCCAAAUGAGCAAAGAUGGGUCGUUCGAAUUUUAUUCUACGUGCCAAUCUAUGCAUUUGAGUCAUGGCUAAGCUUGCUUUUCCUAAAACAUGAAGAUUACUAUGUAUAUUUCGAUUCUGUACGAGAUUGUUAUGAAGCAUUUGUGGUCUACAGUUUUCUAAGUUUGUGUUAUGAAUAUCUCGGUGGAGAAAGUUGCAUUCUGUCGGAAAUUCGUGGUCGUGAGUUACCGCGAUCAUGGGGAUUUUGUACUUGUUGCUUUUAUAAUCAAACGUAUACAAUUGAGUUUCUGCGAUUUUGCAAACAGGCAACUUUACAGUUUUGUGUGAUUAAACCGUUGACAUCAAUUGUAACUAUUAUUCUACAAGCUGUUGGCGUAUAUAAACAUGGAAUUUUCAGCUCUACAAAUGGCUACUUAUAUGUGACAGUAGUAUAUAAUGGAUCUGCAUUUGUGGCACUUUAUGCUUUACUUUUAUUCUACUUGGCUACUCGAAGCAUCCUACAACCAUUUGAUCCUGCAAUCAAAUUUGCUGUAGUUAAAUCCGUUGUAUUCUUAUGCUUUUGGCAAGGUAUUAUACUAGCUAUUCUAGAAAAAACUGAAGUUCUGCCCGCUUUGCCGAGUACGAACGCCGGUACAGUUGCAGCAGGCAUACAGAAUUUCUUGAUAUGCUUAGAAAUGUUAGUCGCCUCAUUUGCUUUACGCUUCGCUUUUCCCUCACAACUAUAUGCUGAUGGAGUCGGAACUGGACCAGCAAAUAGUGGCUAUGAUAGUCUUGGUGGAGUUGGUGGUGAAGUUUCUCUUGAAUCCAAGAAGCGUGGAUUUCUACCGUCUUCUGAUUCUCUACGUAGUCUGCGGGAUACAUUCAAUCCUAAAGAUAUGUUUAAUGAUGCGAUCCAUAAUUUUCAUCCGAAUUAUCAAAAAUACACUCAACAACGUAACCUCAGUGAUUUCGAUGAUGAAACAAUCGAUUCUUAUCAAGGUAAUACAUUUAAUGGUAAUACUGAUCUAACUAAUAUUCAAUCAACAGUACCAGCUCCACCAAUACCACCACCACUAAGACCAUAAUCCAAUUAAAUGAUCUACUUUCACUAAUUGCUUUGAUAUUAAAGAAGCCAGAUAAUCUGUUUUGUUUUUGUUUCUCGUGGUUUUCUUUUUUUAUAUUUUCUUUAGUGUUAGAUAUUGUUUCCAUGUGUUUAUUUAUCAUGUAUAUCUAUCUAUGUGCGUGUGUGUUGUUUAUACUUGUGCUUUUACUUUAUGUUCAUAUCAAAUGAUCUUGUUGUUAUUCCUAUUUCAUUCUCUAUAGAUUUAUUUUAUCAUAUUAACUUGUCGGUUCAUUUAUGAUUACAUGAUAGAUGAUGACCCAAGCAUUGUAGAUUUUUCUCUUUUCAUUUUUUUGUAAUCAUUACUUUCGCAAAUCACUUAAUAUACACUAUGUCGUUUGACUAUUAUCUUUCCUAUUUAUCUCUCUAACGUUGUUUAUUUAUUAUUGUCUAGUCUAAACAAGCACUGCUCAUAUAUUUCAUACUACAGAUUAAUCGAAAGAUUGUUAUUAGGAAGGAAAUUUUACUGUACAUAAAUUAAUAUUUACUAGUAAAUAGAAUAGAAUAUUUUUCGUAUUCAUCUAAUCUCAUUUGACCAUUACCUACAGCGAAAGUUAUUUUUAGGCAUUUUUUGUCAUGUUUUUAAAAAAGAACUUGUUACUGCAUGCAUUUAAACUUCUUCUUCAGAACAUACAGUUAUUUAAUUCUUUCUGAUAUGGUAGUAUGUGAAUGAUUAUUAAUUCACCCCUUGACAAGAUUCGAUUUGUGGAUUAUUUGAGAAUAUCGUUUUGUUCGUCUCAUAUAUUGUUCAUUUGUUUGUCUUCGUGUGUUUAUAUCCCCGUGUUUCUACCAUAACUGUAUGUGCUAGUAUGUAACACUGGCAAAUAUUGUUUUACUAGUAGAUUUAAUUUUUUGUUGUUUCGUCAUCGCUAUUAAUUUUAAUGUUAUUCUUCAUAAUAUCAACUGUGUGUAUUAUAUUAUUCAUUGUCUUCAUAAUAUAUAAAUUUGAACUAGUCAA